Trypanosoma cruzi is the source of this 4092-nucleotide messenger RNA. RefSeq lists its product as uncharacterized. The record is from RefSeq and is a predicted model, not a curated record. The coding region runs from base 1 to 4092 and encodes 1363 amino acids. Lineage: Eukaryota; Euglenozoa; Kinetoplastea; Trypanosomatida; Trypanosomatidae. Gene Ontology annotation, cellular component: Golgi apparatus. The transcript has a single exon.
AUGGCGAACUUCUUUAGGAAAAUUGCCCCUACAGCCCCUCUUCCGGACACGGAGGAGGUAGAGAUGCUACGGCAAAAGGUUGGCACGCUGGAGGAGCUUGUGAAGCGAGCAGAGGAGGAGUUGCGGGAGGAGAAAGAAAAACUGUCCACGCUGCAAAAUAAAACCGCUCAAUGGAAAGAAAAGGUCAAGGAGCUAAACGCCAAGGAUCGGGCAUGCAUCAAACAACUUGAAGAGGAACUGAAAGUUAUAAAGGCCAUGCACGGCGAUGCGCCUAUUCCCAUAACCGCGGAGAUACAGUCGCUGGUGGAGAAGGGUCUUGCAACGCUGCGAUACGAGCACGAAGGAGAGCUGGGAGCCAAGCAGCGGGAGCUGGAAAAGGCGCUUGCAACCGUAUCGGACCGCGCCUCAGAGCUCGAGGAGAGCCAACGCAAGCUGGAAGCCCUCCAAAAGCAGCACAUGGAGAUGCAACAACGCUUCACAAGCCAAAUGGAGUCCCUAAGCAAGCACCAUGAAAUGGAAAUAAAUCAACUUAAUAAGCGUCUCAGCGAGGCGGACAGGGUUCAUGAACUCAAAAACCAUAUUAGUAAGCAGGAGGAUGAAAUAAAAGCGAUGGAAAGUCACUCUACCCAACAAGCAGUUCUUGCAGGGGAGUUGCAGAAGGAAAUAGCGGAACUCACGGCGAAAAAUAACGAACUACAGGGAAAACUUAACGAGUCCUUGGAUAAAAUGUCUGUUAUGCAAGAGAAGCAGCGGAAUUGGAAAGAAAGUGUUAAAAACAUGAAGAUGCAGGAUAUGAACACCAUUCAGGAACUGCGAGAGGAACUCGAAAGGCAAAAACGAGAAGCAUCCACUGAAAGCGGUCUUCAUCCGUCGCAUGAGGAAAAACUGCACCAGUGGAAGGAAAGGGUAAAGCAUGAAAAACUUAAAGAUAUGGAAACGAUUAAAGAUCUCACCAACAAACUUAGCGAAUCUCAACAACAGAUAGAUGAAGCACAAAAACUCAUUAACAAUGUAGCUAUUUUUCUUGAAGAAAUUCCACCAAAAGUCUCACAUUCCAUUGAAUUUAUAAGCAAAUACCGGUCACUAUUGAGCGAAAACUUCACGGCAACAAAAAAAACGGCUUCCGCCAAUAGUUCUACAUCCACUCCGUUGACAGCUAGAAAAGGCGAAAAAGCAGAUCAGGAUACAGUACGGGCGUCACAAAACCUGCGUGUACAGCUGGACGAGGCCUUGCAGCAGCGCGAGGAGGUGCAUCGCGAGCUGGAGCGAACCAGCGAGGAACUGGCCGCUCUCCGGGAGCAGAGCGGGGUGGACACCGCGAAUCUGCGUGCGCAGCUGGACGAGGCCGUGCAGCAGCGCGAGGAGGUGCAGCGCGAGCUGGAGCGAACCAUCGAGGAACUGGCCGCUCUCCGGGAGCAGAGCGGGGUGGACACCGUGAAUCUGCGUGCGCAGCUGGACGAGGCCGUGCAGCAGCGCGAGGAGGUGCAGCGCGAGCUGGAGCGAACCAUCGAGGAACUGGCCGCUCUCCGGGAGCAGAGCGGGGUGGACACCGUGAAUCUGCGUGCGCAGCUGGACGAGGCCGUGCAGCAGCGCGAGGAGAUGCAGCGCGAGCUGGAGCGAACCAUCGAGGAACUGGCCGCUCUCCGGGAGCAGAGCGGGGUGGACACCGUGAAUCUGCGUGCGCAGCUGGACGAGGCCGUGCAGCAGCGCGAGGAGAUGCAGCGCGAGCUGGAGCGAACCAUCGAGGAACUGGCCGCUCUCCGGGAGCAGAGCGGGGUGGACACCAUGAAUCUGCGUGCGCAGCUGGACGAGGCCGUGCAGCAGCGCGAGGAGGUGCAGCGCGAGCUGAGGCGAACCAUCGAGGAACUGGCCGCUCUCCGGGAGCAGAGCGGGGUGGACACCGUGAAUCUGCGUGCGCAGCUGGACGAGGCCGUGCAGCAGCGCGAGGAGGUGCAUCGCGAGCUGAAGCGAACCAGCGAGGAACUGGCCGCUCUCCGGGAGCAGAGCGGGGUGGACACCGUGAAUCUGCGUGCGCAGCUGGACGAGGCCGUGCAGCAGCGCGAGGAGGUGCAUCGCGAGCUGGAGCGAACCAUCGAGGAACUGGCCGCUCUCCGGGAGCAGAGCGGGGUGGACACCGCGAAUCUGCGUGUGCAGCUGGACGAGGCCGUGCAGCAGCGCGAGGAGGUGCAGCGCGAGCUGGAGCGAACCAUCGAGGAACUGGCCGCUCUCCGGGAGCAGAGCGGGGUGGACACCGCGAAUCUGCGUGUGCAGCUGGACGAGGCCUUGCAGCAGCGCGAGGAGGUGCAGCGCGAGCUGGAGCGAACCAUCGAGGAACUGGCCGCUCUCCGGGAGCAGAGCGGGGUGGACACCAUGAAUCUGCGUGCGCAGCUGGACGAGGCCGUGCAGCAGCGCGAGGAGGUGCAGCGCGAGCUGAGGCGAACCAUCGAGGAACUGGCCGCUCUCCGGGAGCAGAGCGGGGUGGACACCGUGAAUCUGCGUGCGCAGCUGGACGAGGCCUUGCAGCAGCGCGAGGAGGUGCAUCGCGAGCUGGAGCGAACCAGCGAGGAACUGGCCGCUCUCCGGGAGCAGAGCGGGGUGGACACCAUGAAUCUGCGUGUGCAGCUGGACGAGGCCGUGCAGCAGCGCGAGGAGGUGCAGCGCGAGCUGAAGCGAACCAGCGAGGAACUGGCCGCUCUCCGGGAGCAGAGCGGGGUGGACACCGCGAAUCUGCGUGUGCAGCUGGACGAGGCCUUGCAGCAGCGCGAGGAGGUGCAGCGCGAGCUGAAGCGAACCAGCGAGGAACUGGCCGCUCUCCGGGAGCAGAGCGGGGUGGACACCAUGAAUCUGCGUGCGCAGCUGGACGAGGCCGUGCAGCAGCGCGAGGAGGUGCAGCGCGAGCUGGAGCGAACCAUCGAGGAACUGGCCGCUCUCCGGGAGCAGAGCGGGGUGGACACCAUGAAUCUGCGUGCGCAGCUGGACGAGGCCGUGCAGCAGCGCGAGGAGGCGCGGCAGUCGUUUAGAAAUAUUCAAAUUAGGUUGAAUGAAAUUGAAAGGGAAUGUGAGGUUGCUGUGAAGGAAAAGGAGAGCGGUAUUCGUCUGGUGGAGGAGAAGCUGGUGCUAUGGAAGGAGAAGGUAGUCGCAGCGAAGGCUAGGGAUGAUGCAAGAAUUGGAAGUUUAGAAAUUACCGUUAGCUCACUUCGUGACAAUUUGAGUAAGCUUGUAAACUGUUUGGUGAACUUUUUGAAUGUUUUGGGCGAGACGGUGGCGUGUGAUGUGCAUGAGCACGGCGAUGACGAUUUAGAUUUGUCUUUGUUGUUCUCAUGUGUGGAUAACUUUCAGCGGCGGCUGGAACAAACCAUGAAAGCAUUGGACGUGUCCGAAGUGACCAUGCCGCUUAUUGAACUGCUUGUGUCUCUUAACGGGAAGGUUUCCGAGGGACAGAAGGCGUUUGUUGAGAUCUCUGCCGAACUUCAGCGCUGCCAGCACGAGUUGCAGGAGACGAAUUCCCGCUUGUCGGAGGCGGAGACGAAGGUGGGUUCUUUACCGUCGCCGGAGCUUGUGGCCGAGUUGGAAGCGAAGAAUAGUCAACUGGAAGAAAAAUGUGAUCUUCUUCGCAAGGAGAUUAAACGACAGAGGGAGGCAUUUCAGCGAGAUCGGGCCCUUCAAGGCCUUUCUUCAACAUCAGCGACGCAGGAAGAUGGGGGCGUAAAUUUACGUUCUGCGGCUGGUGUUGUCUUUGAGAGGGACAUGCUGUCAUUAGCCAACCAACAGAGUCAACGUGACAAUGAAAUUCGUCGGCUACGUGUCCAACUUCAAAGUCUUGAGAAGGAGAAUGCGGAGAUGAAGCGCGAGUGUGAGCAUAAUAACAGUGUGGUGGCGAAGUAUACGAAGGAUAUUGAGGUUCUCAAGGCCAAGGAACGAGUUCAGCAGAGUAUAGAGUACGUGCGAAAUGUAAUACUUCGUUUUCUAUGCUGCACGAAUGAAGAACUCCGGCUGCAGAUGCUUCCGGCGAUAUCGACGGUUUUGGAGUUUUCGUCGAAGGAAAAAUUGGAUGUCCAGAGAGCCAAUCCUUCGUGUCCUAGAUUCCAAUAG